Molecule: messenger RNA, 1320 nt
Organism: Saccostrea cuccullata (small rock oyster)
Lineage: Eukaryota; Metazoa; Mollusca; Bivalvia; Ostreida; Ostreidae
Product: prostaglandin E2 receptor EP4 subtype-like
Exons: 2
Coding region: 196-1203 (335 amino acids)
Biological process (GO): adenylate cyclase-activating G protein-coupled receptor signaling pathway; positive regulation of cytosolic calcium ion concentration; inflammatory response
Cellular component (GO): plasma membrane
Molecular function (GO): G protein-coupled receptor activity
Source: RefSeq, a predicted model, not a curated record
GAUUUUUUUAAAUCAAUUAGUUUAUCUUAUCUGUACCCAAUGCAUGUACUUGAUCGCCAUGUGACACUUGUAAAUACUUAACUGACAAAUAAGAAUAGUUUAAUAUAUACAUGUAUAUACACAUGCUAUACAUUCCGGAAAUUUAUAUUGCAAAUAUAUUUUAAGUACCGUCAAUAAUUUAAUGCACAUUCAAAAAUGACUUAUUAUCCUUAUGCCGUCUGCAAUGAAACAACUGACUUGCAUGCCAGUCAGGUUCCAACUCACGUAGAAAAUUGUCUGGUAAUAGGAGGGAAUCUGAUAGCAUUUUUCCUGAUGAUGAUUAAUAGUAGGUACCAUCAGUGGCACUCCUUCUACAUACUAUUUGCUGGUUUAGUCUUCACAGAUCUCUUGCAGUCUUGUGUACUGUAUCCGGUCACCAUUUUGAGGUAUACCAGUAACUUCACGUGGUGCUACACUAAACCUCUUUGUGAUGCCGUGUCCUUCACAUUUUCCUUUACACAGUUAUCCUCUGGCGCCAUCGUUUCUUGCAUGGCCAUUGAUCGCUACUUAUGUCUCACACGGACAGACUUUUUGCGAAGAGCUAGGUGUAUUCGUUUGAGAUAUUUUGGCGUCCUGUGUGCCGUUUGGUGUUUUGUAGCUCUCGUCUGCAGCCUUCAUCUUAUUGGCCUCGGAAACAGCCAGCUCUACUUUCCCGGUUCAUGGUGUUUUAUAGAUUUUACACAGACGUCCACUGGAAAUCGUGUGAAUUCCCUAAUUUACUCUGUUUGUGGAAUAUGUGUGAUCAUUUCAACUUCCUUCUCUAACAUAGCCUCGGUCGUGUUGUCGUGUAAAGACAACGAAUACAGAGCUAGACUGCUGGAACACAACAGGGUGACUGGGGUCUAUGAUACUCACGUGACCAUCUUCCUCGUGGUGGCACUUUUUGUUUAUGUGGCAUUUUUUGGUCCAUUCAUUUUGGACGUGUUUCUCCACGCUAUAGGCUUGGUGGAGGGCAAUGGUAAAGUGGAGCUAUGGUUGAUCCGACUGAGUUACAUGAACUCCAUCAUCAACCCGUGGCUGUACAUCGUACUCCGUAAGGAGAGUCUGCUGAAGUUUGUAAGGAUGUAUUAUUAUUGCUGUAGGUUCUCAUCAGAGGAAACGCUAGAAAAUGAAACUGACGAGGAAACGCUAGAAAAUAAAGCUAGCGAUGCUACACUUGAUUAAUAUGAUUAAACAUUAAGAAGAAAUAUUUCUGAUCGACUUAGGGCCAGCCGAUCUAUUUGUGGUUGUGUUAGAAUGUUUGUAAAUGAGACGUUAUCGUUACCUUGUUUUAAAUUUAGA